Triplophysa dalaica is the source of this 1734-nucleotide messenger RNA. RefSeq names its product E3 SUMO-protein ligase ZBED1-like. The coding region runs from base 1 to 1734 and encodes 577 amino acids. The transcript has 3 exons. Gene Ontology annotation, molecular function: protein dimerization activity. The record is from RefSeq and is a predicted model, not a curated record. Lineage: Eukaryota; Metazoa; Chordata; Actinopteri; Cypriniformes; Nemacheilidae.
AUGCAUGGGUCACACAAAGUUCAGCUGAAGGACAACUGUCACUCUGGACUGUCACCAAGAACAGAGAAUGAAGAUGAUAGCCCUGCAGCAGCUGGAGCUGUUUCUACCACCACCACUUCUUCAGCUGGACCUUCGACAGCUUUGGCUGGCAUGCUGACCACAUCUACUGCAUCCAGUACACCAGCAGCACCCACCACCAUCCAAGGACCAGUUAGGCCAAGGAGGCCACAACAGCAAACUUCCCUGAGCAGUUUUGUAACAAGACCAAUGGAUCCAUUAAGACAAAGCAAACUUGAUGAGGCUCUGGUGAGAAUGAUUGCUUGUGACUUUCAGCCAUUUUCUAUAGUGGAGGACAAGGGCUUUAAGGAAUAUUCACAUCUUCUGGACCCAUCAUACAGUCUACCUAGCAGAAAAACAUUGUCAAAAACUGUAAUGCCUAGGCUGUAUGACAAGUUAAGAGGUAAUUUAAUGGACAAAAUCAAGAGUGCCUCUGCUGUUUGUCUCACAACAGACUGCUGGACCUCUUUGACUACAGAAAGUUACAUGACUGUGACAUGCCAUUUCAUAGAGGACUUUCAGAUUACCUCCUAUCUUCUGGACUGCUUUGUUUUGACGGAGAGACACACUGCUGCUCACCUGGCAAGUGAGCUGACAAGAGUUACAAAUGAAUGGGGUGUGGGUGACAAAAUUGUAGCUUGUGUUACAGACAAUGCCAGCAACAUUGUUUCAGCCCCGAAAGACCAUCUCCACUGGGACCACAUACCUUGUUUCGCACAUAUGCUGAACCUCAUUGUCAGAGCUGCAUUGAAGGAGGUCCAAGCAAUAUUGCAAAAGGUCAAGACAAUAGUUGAAUACUUCCAUAGAAGUACAGUUGCUUCAGACAAGCUCAAGGCCACACAAAAACAGAUGGGUCAAGAGACAUUGCGGUUAAAACAGGAUGUGGCCACAAGGUGGAAUUCAACAUAUUACAUGUUGAAAAGAUUUACUGAAAUCAAAGAUCCAAUCAUCUCCACCCUGGCACUUACUAAUGCAUCUGUGCCAACCUUGUCGCCAGAGGAAUGGAACAUUUACAGAGAAAUUUUGGACAUUAUUAAGCCAUUUGAGGAGGUCACCACUGAACUGAGUGCAGGAAACUCUGACCAUGUUAAGAAACUAGUGGAUUCCCUGAUGUUGGAAAUGACAAAGAGGUUUGGCAAAGUAGAACACAUUCAGAAGCUUGCUGAUGCUACUUGCCUGGACCCAAGGUUCAAAAAGCAAGCUUUUGUCAAUCAGCAGGCAGCAGAAGAGACAGUAAAGAGGGUUACAGCAGCUGCAGCAGCUAUGAACGCUGUUCCGAGUGAGGAAGAGAAUACUUCAGAUAGAUCUUCUGAAGGUGGCACUGGUGCAACUGCCAGUGCAGGGGCCAUGUUUUGGGAAGACUUUGACGAGAGGGUAGCAAGCUUGAGGCCUUCUGCUACCACUUCUAAGACGUCAGAUGCUAUGAUGGAGAUGCGGGCCUACCUUGCAGAGCCCCUCUUAUCCCGCACAUCAGACCCCCUGGCCUGGUGGAGGAGCUGUUCACCAGUAUACAAAACCCUUUCUGAGGUCAUGAAGGCAAGACUUUGCAUUGUGGCCACAUCUGUUCCAUCUGAAAGAUUUUUUUCUAAAACUGGGCAGAUUAUCUCGGAAAGAAGAAACAGACUCAGCCCAUCCAAGGUCCGGGAGCUUGUAUUUUUGAAUGCAAACAUGGCUUAA